Molecule: messenger RNA, 7933 nt
Organism: Grammomys surdaster
Lineage: Eukaryota; Metazoa; Chordata; Mammalia; Rodentia; Muridae
Gene: Arhgap26
Product: Rho GTPase activating protein 26
Exons: 24
Coding region: 331-2640 (769 amino acids)
Biological process (GO): signal transduction
Cellular component (GO): cytoplasm
Molecular function (GO): protein binding; GTPase activator activity
Source: RefSeq, a predicted model, not a curated record
GUGAGAGGGCGCUCGAGGCUGAUCCAGGCUGCUCUAGGCUGCUGAGGAGCAAGCCCGCAGAGGAGGCGGGGAGGCGGUGGCCCGGCUCGUUCGCUUCCAGGCGCCGUCAAGGGUCCGCUGCCGCGCCUUCUGCGGGUGUGCAGUUCGGUAGCUCUCUGCAGGAGCAACCGCCGUCCGUCCGGGUCCCGGCUGCGGUCCUGAGUCUCUUGCUCCCGCUGACCCCGCGCGCGGGGUAGCCGGCGCCACCCACACCUGUGGAUCGGCCGUCGUCGCGGGUGUCCGCCGACCAGCGUGCGAGGCGCGUCCCCUCAGCCGGGCUCCACGGGCAGAAUGGGGCUCCCGGCGCUCGAGUUCAGCGACUGCUGCCUCGACAGCCCUCACUUCCGAGAGACGCUCAAGUCACACGAAGCGGAGCUGGACAAGACCAACAAAUUCAUCAAGGAGCUCAUCAAGGACGGGAAGUCGCUCAUCAGCGCGCUCAAGAAUUUGUCUUCAGCAAAGCGGAAGUUUGCAGAUUCCUUAAAUGAAUUUAAAUUUCAGUGUAUAGGAGAUGCCGAAACAGACGAUGAGAUGUGUAUAGCAAGAUCUUUGCAAGAAUUUGCCACUGUUCUCAGGAAUCUUGAAGAUGAGCGGAGUCGAAUGAUUGAGAAUGCCAGCGACGUGCUCAUCACACCCUUGGAGAAGUUUCGAAAGGAGCAGAUCGGGGCUGCCAGGGAAGCCAAAAAGAAGUAUGACAAAGAGACAGAGAAGUAUUGUGGCAUCUUAGAAAAGCAUUUGAAUUUGUCUUCCAAAAAGAAGGAGUCCCAGCUACAGGAGGCAGACAGCCAAGUGGACCUGGUUCGGCAACAUUUCUAUGAAGUUUCCCUGGAGUAUGUCUUUAAGGUGCAGGAAGUGCAAGAGAGAAAGAUGUUUGAGUUUGUAGAACCUCUACUGGCCUUCCUGCAAGGACUCUUCACUUUCUAUCACCAUGGUUAUGAGCUGGCCAAGGAUUUUGGUGACUUUAAGACACAGUUGACCAUCAGCAUACAAAAUACAAGAAACCGCUUUGAAGGAACCAGAUCUGAAGUGGAAUCGCUGAUGAAGAAGAUGAAGGAAAACCCCCUUGAGCACAAGACCAUCAGCCCGUACACCAUGGAAGGAUACCUGUAUGUGCAGGAGAAGCGUCACUUCGGAACUUCCUGGGUGAAGCACUACUGUACAUACCAACGGGAUUCCAAACAGAUCACCAUGGUUCCAUUUGACCAAAAGUCAGGAGGAAAGGGGGGAGAAGAUGAGUCUGUCACCCUCAAAUCCUGCACACGACGAAAGACAGACUCCAUUGAGAAGAGGUUCUGCUUUGAUGUGGAAGCAGUGGACAGGCCAGGGGUUAUCACCAUGCAGGCAUUGUCGGAAGAGGACCGUAGGCUCUGGAUGGAAGCCAUGGAUGGCCGGGAACCUGUUUACAAUUCCAACAAAGACAGCCAGAGCGAAGGGACUGCACAAUUGGACAGUAUUGGCUUCAGCAUAAUAAGGAAAUGCAUCCAUGCGGUGGAAACCAGAGGGAUCAAUGAACAGGGACUCUACCGAAUCGUGGGGGUCAACUCCAGAGUGCAGAAGUUGCUGAGUGUCCUGAUGGACCCCAAAGCAGCCUCUGAGACAGAAACCGAUAUCUGUGCUGAAUGGGAGAUAAAGACCGUCACUAGUGCUCUGAAGACCUACCUGAGAAUGCUUCCAGGACCACUCAUGAUGUACCAGUUUCAAAGAAGUUUCAUCAAAGCAGCAAAGCUGGAAAACCAAGAGACUCGUGUCUCUGAGAUCCAUAGCCUUGUCCAUCGGCUCCCAGAGAAGAAUCGGCAGAUGCUGCAGUUGCUCAUGAACCACCUGGCCAAUGUUGCUAACAACCACAAGCAGAAUCUGAUGACAGUGGCAAACCUUGGCGUGGUAUUUGGACCCACCUUGCUGCGACCUCAGGAAGAAACAGUGGCAGCCAUCAUGGACAUCAAGUUUCAGAACAUUGUCAUCGAGAUCUUAAUAGAGAACCAUGAGAAGAUAUUCAACACGGUACCUGAUGUGCCUCUCACCAACGCCCAGCUACACCUGUCCCGGAAGAAAAGCAGCGACUCGAAGCCCCCAUCCUGCAGCGAGAGGCCCCUGACGCUCUUCCAUGCUGUUCCAUCCACAGAAAAACAGGAGCAGAGGAACAGCAUCAUCAACUCCAGUUUGGAAUCAGUCUCCUCGAGUGCAAACAGCAUCCUUAACUCUAGCAGCAGCCUGCAGCCCAAUAUGAAUUCCAGCGACUCAAACCUGGAUGUAGUCAAGCCUACUCGGCCCAAUUCACUCCCCCCGAAUCCAAGCCCAACUUCACCCCUCUCGCCAUCAUGGCCCAUGUUCUCGGCGCCAUCCAGCCCUAUGCCCACCUCAUCCACGUCCAGCGACUCAUCCCCCAUCAGGCCAGAAGAAGCGGUCCAUGAAGACUCCAGCACACCGUUCCGGAAGGCAAAGGCUUUGUAUGCCUGCAAAGCUGAGCAUGACUCUGAGCUCUCAUUCACAGCGGGCACCGUCUUCGAUAAUGUUCAUCCAUCUCAGGAGCCUGGCUGGUUGGAGGGGACUCUGAAUGGAAAGACUGGCCUCAUCCCAGAGAACUACGUGGAGUUCCUCUAACCUCGAGCCCCAGUGGAGCUGCUGAGCUUUACGUGGUUUCCAUGACAACUGCUGCUUCUGGUGUUGUGGGCCACUUUUCAUUGCCACUGAGAAAGCAGGGAGCCUGACUGUUGCUUCCUGCCAACAUGAAUGCAACUGGGAAUGUGUGCCACCAUUCUCCACAAUCAUCUCAGCUUACAGUACAGUGAUGCUGCAAGAACUGCACGUCAGUCAGCAGAGAGGUCAUUGGAUUUUGAUAACCCAGAGGAAGGCUUGCAAAGCUGUCUUCUCAUGAGUGCCCUAGAGAGCCCUGAAUUCAUUUCAACCAUCAUCCAAACCCCCCAGCCUUCUGGGAAGAGGAAGCAGGAUGAGAAUAGUACUAAAGAAAGUGCAGCAUUGCUAAGUUGGAAGAGGCAGGGCAAAGAAACUGGCACAAGGUGCAGGUUGCCUCUACUGCUGUUGCUUAUAGCAGACGCUCUUUCUCACUCCUUCCUUCUCCCAGAGACACAGUGCUGCAGGCAGCUGGGCCUGUCUAUAAGCGCACAGGAUGAAGGGGUUGCCGCACUGUUUAUAUAUGGUCCAAUCUCUCACCAUCUCUUGAGCAGCUGUUGGCCUAUAAUCAGCAGAUUUCAGUCCAGUUCUCUCAUGCAAAGAAACACACGCCCCUCACGUUCUCUGCUGCUGAAGGCUUCCAUCACUGCCAUCACCUAGUAACCAUAGCAACCCAGCCUACUCUAAAACUAAGCCAAAAAUAAUACUCCUCUUUGUAUGGUAUGUCACCCCCUUCUCCCAGCUCUGAUGGUGUUGUUGUUGUUGUUGUUUUCUUUUGGAAUAGUCUUCCAACAAUCUGAAGCAGAAGAUUAGACCAUUAGGACGGUCUAUCUAGGGCAGACAGCUCCUUAUAAUCUUUUGUUACUGAGGUCCUAUAGAUUUUAGAGAUGAUUCUUGGGCCAAACCUGUAGUCUGAUUUUAAAAGGACAUCUAUAUCACUGCCACCCAGAAAAAAAGAGGGAAUCGUUAACUAGGAUAGGCCAUUAAGAAUCUAUAGGACACCAAAUGUUGAGGCCUGGAGGCUAGGCUGGGUUCCUUCGAAGAGAAGGGGUUCUGGUUAAAAGGGUCCAGGUCUUAACUGUCUUAUAUGGGAGACCACCUGAAUGAGGAUCACAUGACCUCAAAAGAACACGGUCGUGGUAUCUUAGCACUCGAAUGCCCUUGCUAGAGGGACUCUGGACAAACUGUCACACUCUCCAGGAGUCUCUCUGAUGACAAUGUUGCACCAGAGAGUAUCUCUGGCUCCUGGAAUCCCCUUGGGGUUCUUUAAUGAAGAAAAGAAAAACUUGAAUUGUGUUGAAUUACUGAAUCUUCUGUUUUUUUUUUUUAAAGAUAAGCUUGUAAAUAGAAUGAUUUGAAGUACUAUAUGGUAAAGUUUUAUAUUUGAUACCCUUUAAGCUAGUUGUUCCAUACAUUUAGUGUUUCAAUUGCUGAACAGAUGUGUUUAAAGUUUGCAAGAGAGGCUGGGUUAAAGAGUCAAGGUCAUGCCCCCUCUCUGACCCAGGGAGAGAAUGUUUCCUCAUGGUUCCCUUUGGUGAGCCUGAAAGGUUGGUUGUCUUCAGUUGUCUUUGUCUAUGUGUGAUGUGAGACUUUGGAGUUCAAAAGAGCAUCUUCAGGCAAUGAAUUUUCAAAGAACUCCCACCCAACAGUAAAGGGACACUCAGGAUUUAAAUAGGUGGGGAGAGGGUGACAUGUUUGUUUUUGUUUGUGUGUUUGUUCUUCUCAGGUGUAUUUCUUGGUACCCCAGGAUGUCCAGACAAAAGGAGAUGAGACAGCUACCCCUCUUUCCCACACCUCCUAGGGUGAUAUAUACAUAAAUAUAGCUAGUUUGUAAAUGUGUCUAUCAGCUCUAAAAACAAAACAAGAAAGCCAGCUGCUGUGUUUCUUGAUCAUUGGUGAACUUUAUUCUCUUCCUGUAGACAUGUUCCUGCACUUCCCUUUCACCUCCAGAUUCCCGGCAGCUCCAGAGUAAAAUAGAAUCCCCAAGAGGGUUGCAGACGGCACUGUUGCAGUUUUUAGAGUGGCUGUAAUGUUAAUAGUUCAUUGUCAUGAUUCAGAAUUGAGUUUAACAGCUCAGGAUUAUACUGUUGCCAACCAAGAACCCAGACAGGAUCAAGGGAGACUUGAACUUUCAGUCAGGUGAACACAGGAUUCCAAACUGCCAUUGCUGGGUGUGAUGGCUCAUACCUGUUCUUAGCACUUGGGAGACAAAGACAAGAGGAUUGCUGAAGUCCUACACCAGCCAGGUGGGAGGUGGGAAGAGGGUUGAAAACUAAAGGAAGAAAUGGAGUACACUCAGGUUCCAGACCUGUUCUUUCUGAGCUUGAGAAAAGGUUGGACAAUGGGGCCCGAAGGGCAUGCAUCCUCAAGUAGGGUUGUUCCUUCCAAAUUGAAAGAGCCCAGCACGAUACUUUUAAUAUAUCUAAUGGUUUAAAUUGUCACCUGCCCCAUAAUAAAUGAAGUAUGCUUACAGUCAGGGCCCAGCACGACUGCUUGGAUACAUAUUCCUUCUCUCCUGAGCUGGCCCUGGUUUGAAGCUGCUCUCUUAGGCUGACCUCCUUCCAGUUUCCCUGAGGCCAUGUGUGGCCUAUGACAGAUGGUUGAUCUGUUUCCCUUUGUCCAGCUAGCCCUCCCUCCUCCUCCUCAGGUAAAAGAACUGGAGAGAUUAAUAUGAACCAAGUGGGAAGGAACUUGAUUAAAAGUGAAAUGUGCCCUUUCUGCUCUCUGAACACCCCUCAGCUCCCCAUGAAUAAGAAAAAUGGGGUAGAUCAUGAGGAAUGAGUUGAUAUUGGAAUGGAAGUUCAUUGAGCAGAGUCCCAAAGAUUUCCCAGGAGCUUUGAGUUUCUCAUAAGGCCCUGGGAUGGGUUGGCUAUGGUUUGAAUUUUGGAGCAUCACGAUGGUUGAGCCUCACUCUUUGAGAUGCAGAGUUCCAUAAAUGAACAAUGCCAUGCCGUGCCAUGAAAUGAGAAGAUAGCUUCUCUCAGAUCCCUGCCCCCAAGCAAGAAAGGUGGGCUUGCUCAACACGGAUGAUAUUCUUUUCUCUCUUUUUUUUUUCAAAAUAAAUGUGUGUGACUGACCCCCAUUCAGUAGAUGCCUCUGUCAUAGUCUUUAGUAUUAGAGCCAGUUUGUAGUAUUUCUAAAGCCAUUAUGUGAACUCUUGUAGAUUCUUUGUUUUUAUAAUGAAGCAGAGAGGAAAUGAGAAGUGAGUACUUGCAACCUGGCACCAGUGGGCUAGAGCCAUGCUGGCUGCUUAGGAGUUACAGACACUUACCCACAACUCCAGACAUGAGUGUGCCAUGCCUGGAUUGUAGAGGGAAAUCCUUCUCAACUGCAUUUUUCUCCUUAAGACAGUAGCAAUCUCACCAAAAGCUGAUUCUCAGUAAUAGAGCUUCCAGAAGCAUCCAUUAUUGAUGCAGUUCACUAAAGAUGGCACGAUCAUCUGGUUUUGGCUGGCUGUAUCUGCUUCCUGAGACAAGGCUGUUUACCUAGCUUCAUAGCCAUGGAGCUUGGGGUACACCAGUGACCAUCCUGGCACCCUGCAUUUGCUCUAGCACCCACUGCUCUUAGUAGACAAGGAAACCAAGCCUCUGCUUAGCUACCUGACUUUCAAAGGAAUGUCCAGGGUAUCUGGGAAGGGAGUUGUCUGCCACCUCCAGCAAAUGUGACAGUGAUCACUUAUGUUGACAGCCCUGCCCCAACAGCCCUUUAAUCAGCCAGGUGCCCCUCACAUCCCAUAAUGGUGUUUGAAAAAUGUCUUUUGUGCUCAAAUAUUUCUGCAGCCAUGCUGAUCUAGUGGUUGUCUGUGAACGUAGCAUCAAAAUGACAACAUCCGAGAGCUGUGAACCUUUCACAGUCCUCCAACAUGCCUGAGACAAAACUCCACCAAGCAAGCGAUGAUUGGCUUUCUCCCUUUUGCUGCACACAGCACUUGUCUAACUUAAAGAGCUUCCACAAGUAGACGGAGACUCCAGAUGUCACUCAGAGGCAGCCCCAUACUCGUGGAAGGAAAGCAUAGAUAUAAAAACACCAGGAUCAGGAAGGAAAAGGUGAGCCACACUGAGGAGCCGUGGAUCUUUAAGGUGGGCUGAGAUACUGUUCUUACUUGGGAGGAAAAGCUAUCACAGAAAAAAAAAUUCCCAACUAAUAAUUUUUCACAAGUUUGUAGAACAUUAUAAUGCAUGACAGAAUGUUUAGAGAGAAAGAACUGAGCAUAGUCCUAACCCACAGAGGGAGAGCCAAGAACUAUCAUGUCAAAAUUCAUAUUAGUGUAGUCAGUGGGGAGCAGAGCAUUGGUAACUCAGUGUCUGAGCAACCUGAAUUAGCUUCAGCCAGACUGAUGUACUCUCUGCCAUCAUGCACACAUGUGUACACACACCCACCAUUCCCAUGGGCUUCUGAGAAACACCAACAAACAGCAUUCUUGGGGUUCAAGAUGCCGGAAUCAGCUUGGUGUCUGUGAAAACAUACAUCUGGUGAUUCUAAAACUUAUGCGUGCAUGUGUCCGUGUGUAUGUGUUCCUGUGUAGCACAAACAUGUAAAGGUGCAGCCUUGGGUAUAGACACACAUGAGCUGGCACCUGUAAAGCUUUAACAGCCUUGGAGGGAGCAUGCCAGAGGAACUAGAGACUGUCAGUUUCCUAUCAAAAGAUCAAAGCUACAAACGAGUCAUCAUCUGAAGCCUCUGUUCGUGUUUAUCCCAUCAGUUAUCCACAGCUGUGUUCCUUGGUGACUUAUUAAAAGUCAUGGUAAAAACUCAAACCCAUAAAUUCCCAGUAGCUAAUGCUAGGCUAGUAUUCAAAAGCACUCUAAAAGACAUUUAGUCCAUAUUUUGAGAAAGAAACUAUUUGCAUGUUUAAUUCAUCUUUUAGGCUACCAUUGAGUAUACUGUAAAGUGCUGUGUGGUAUCAAGUCAGUAAAUUACUUAUAAAUGGCACUUUAAUGUUUUCUUUUGAGAAAUCAUAAAAACACUGUUGUAAAUUUCAGUAUUGAAUAUUGACUGGUACAUAGAAUCAAAUUCUGUAAUUAAAAAGUAACCUGCAGCUAGGAUAGAAUAUUUUUCUUGUUAUUAGAGGAAAAAAAUGUUUUGCCAUGUCAAGGCUUUUAAAAAAUGUGUUUCUGUGCCAUUGUGCAUAUCUAUAAAGAAAAUACAAUUUCUUGUCAGGCACCUCUGAAACCUGGCUUUUUAAAUGUUUGGUUCCUGUCUGUGGCAAUCCCUAUAAAGUGAGUGGAAGUAUGAUUUUGAAUUAAAUGACUUUUCCAUUUGA